AUGGUGGAGCGUAAUGGGAAUCUACCAGAGGCUGAAAUCGGCUUCUAUAGCGGCCUGAUUGAGUCUCUUUUCUCUGCCACGCAGGCUUUGGUCUUGGUGUUUUGGGGCUCUAUGGUAGACCGAGUAGGCGGUAAGACUAUGCUCGUCUGGAGUCUUCUGGGCACCGCAGCCGGGUCUGUUCUUUUUGGGUUUGCUUCCUCUUUAUGGACAAUGACAUUAUUCCGGUGCUUUACGGGACUGGUAUCGGGAGGCAAUGUUGUCAUAAGGGCGAUGAUAGCGGAGCGCUGCGCAACGACCGAGUUGAGGACCCGGGCAUUCAGCUGGUAUUCCUUGGCGAGCAAUUUGGCACUAUUCCUUGGCCCUCUGAUCGGCGGCGCGCUUGCUAACCCGGUGAGCCAAUAUCCAGCGGUAUGUAGGGGCAUGGAAUUGUUUGAGGCCUUUCCAUUUGCAUUGCCGGGGAUAGCCUUGGGAGCCAUGAGCGCCACGAGUGCAGUCAUCAUCGCAUUCUGCGUCGACGAGACGAGACAAGAAAGGGAGUCUGUUUCGUACGCCGACGAUCUUGCCACUCCAUCAGGUUUUGGCUGGGCUUCCAUAUGGGAUCUGGUCAAGGCGCCGGGCGUUGGAGCUAUGCUCUGCACCUUCGUCCACGUCAUGCUGAUUGGGUCCGCCUUCAUGGCUGUUGGGAGUCUUACUCUAUAUACAGGAGUACGUCGUGGUGGGAUGGGAUUCUCGGCCCAUCAGAUUGCCAUGUACAUGGCGGUGCAGGGUGCUGCCGAGGCUGUCUGGCUCUUGCUUCUAUUUCCUCCUCUGCACCGUCGAUUUGGCACCCAGGGUAUCAUCUUUGCCGGUGUCGUCGCAUUUCCCCUCUUCUUUGCCGGCUAUAUCGUAAUGAACGCCUUCCUUCGCAAUGGAAGUCCAGCGGCCUUUAUGUCGUAUCAAGCUGUGUUGGGCGCAAUGACACUCCUGGGACCUGGUGUCUUCAUGGUCAUUACGGCAGUGCAGCUGGGACUUCAAGAAGUAGCGCCUAACCCGCGCACAUUGGGGACUCUCAAUGCAAUUGCAGAAUCAGCUUCUAGUCUUGUUCGAGCUGUGGUUCCGGCCAUUAGUACAAUAAUCUUUGCAAUUGGUGUCCGUGAUCAGAUCAUGGACGGCUAUCUUGUCUGGGUCAUCCUGAUUCUGCUCGGUGGUUCUCUUGCUAUUAGUGCUACACAGCUUCCAACAAGCAGGAAUUUGUAG
Molecule: messenger RNA, 1236 nt
Organism: Fusarium tjaetaba
Lineage: Eukaryota; Fungi; Ascomycota; Sordariomycetes; Hypocreales; Nectriaceae
Product: peptide nitrate transporter
Exons: 1
Coding region: 1-1236 (411 amino acids)
Biological process (GO): transmembrane transport
Molecular function (GO): transmembrane transporter activity
Source: RefSeq, a predicted model, not a curated record